AUGUUUGGCAAAACACUCUUUUUCCUUGCAACAGCGGGCGUUGCCUCUGCCCUUCGUCCCAACGACACCACCAUCUGCGAUUACUACACUCCCAUCGUCACUGGCAGAGAGAACUCCCCUGAGAGCCAGUAUGAACUUAUGUUGAAGAUCACCCACACUUUUAUUCUCGGAAACUAUACCACUCCCAACGUCGGAGUCCAGGUGAUGGGGGUUGCUGCACCGGCCACAUUUGAAGGACAUCAGGUCAACCUUCUUCCAUACUUCACUGGUGGGUAUUACUCUACCAACGACGGAGGAGACACGGGCGUCGCCAAGAACUUCCUUGACGGUGGAGGUGCUGAUGCUCUAUUGCAAAAUAUACCUGCUUUUGGGAAUUCAUCUAAUCAAUACCGGCUUCUAACCCACGUGUACCAAUAUUUUGGCGAAUUCUAUGGCUGCUCUCAACAGGGAAAUGACGUGUUCCCCAAAUAUGAGGGACGUGCAAGCAUGUUCGAGGUUCAUAAGUUCAUGGACUCGGACAAAUAUGAAGCAGGUUUCUUCAACCAACAGAUUGGCCUUGCAGUCGCGUCUGUAGGUUUUGAGGAGGCUGACGUCAACUUCACCCUCACGGCCCUCGAUAUGACCUUCACUCAUCGCUGCUCGCCUCCUGCGGCCGUCAUUCCCGCCUCUGCCGGCCCUCAGCUCCAAUCCAUUUGUGUUGCUCCAGACUGUCCGCUUGAUCCUAUGGCCGACUGCUCGGUCUAUCCAAACAACGGCGUUAUUGCCCAGCCUGCAAUCGCAAAUGCGACCCUUGUCGGUGACAUUGCUAAACAGAAUGAAACUGAGGACGGAGCUACGCCAUCGGCAAGUCCUAAUCCUUCGUCCAGUGCCAGUGCGUCUGCAGCAAGUGCUAGCGCUUCCAGCACGAACGGAGCCAGUAAUAACGUCGUGCUGGGGAGUUCCACGAUGACAUCCUGCACACUAAUCGCCCUUCUUGGAGUUGGAAUGUUUGUGUUGCUUCUUUGA
This is a messenger RNA of Rhinocladiella mackenziei CBS 650.93, 1005 nucleotides long. RefSeq lists its product as uncharacterized. The record is from RefSeq and is a predicted model, not a curated record. The coding region runs from base 1 to 1005 and encodes 334 amino acids. The transcript has 3 exons. Lineage: Eukaryota; Fungi; Ascomycota; Eurotiomycetes; Chaetothyriales; Herpotrichiellaceae.